AUGAUGCCAACUAAUCGUCGAAGGAAAUCAAGCUCAAAGUUCGUCGUUGGUAAUGAAGAAUCCCCUAUUACCAAGCAAGUGCCUUUUGAUGUUUUUAAGUGUCAUGGUUCAGACUCGAAUAGGGUUGAUUAUCAUGGUAGUGACUCUAGUCUUAAUUCGAUGACAGAUGACGUAAAAAAUCUUAGUUUAAAGGGAAAGCAAAGGCUUGAAUUAUCAGGAAAAAGCGUUUUGCCUAUAGCGCCUGUUGUUGGUCUAGAACUACCAAAGGUUGAAUUGAGUUAUUUCGAUGGACAGCCAAGAGGAUACUGGAUAUUUAUUAGGAAAUUUGAGACCUAUGUAGCGUCAAGAGUCACUGAUGAUAGCCAACGUUUGCUCUAUUUGAUGCACUAUUGUAAGGGCAAGGCGAAAACAGCUAUUGAGGGUUGUGUCAUGAUGGAAGCAUCCUCUGGUUAUAAAAGACCAAGGGAAAUUCUAAAACGUUUGUUCGGACAGUCUCAUGUAAUCGCUCGAGAAACAUUAGAGGACUUAUUCAAUGCUGUGAAUUUUGAUUAUACUGACGGGGAGCAACUAUCAAACUUGGUUAUUAAAAUGGAAAACUGUGCUCUGGUCUUGGAACAGAUGAAUUAUACCUCUGAUCUAAAUUCCUUAGUUUUUUUGGAAAGAAUAGUGAGACUCUUGCCUCAACCUAUGCAAGCCCAGUGGGCGGACUGGGUGGAUAAGUUGACCGAAGAUGAUAGAGAGCCGACGUUUCACGAACUCACUCAGUUUAUCGCAUCGCGUGCGAGAGUAGCUUGUAGUAGAUUUGGACGGUUAGCAAAUCGUUCACGAAAAGGGCAUAACGUAAAGACGAACUGUCACGCGCAGUCUGAGCAAGGGAAUAGUUCGACAGCGAAAACUAAAUGCAGUAUGUGUUUCUGCAACCAUGCUAUUUAUAAAUGUCCACAGUUCUUAGCGCUUACAGUUCAAGACCGAUGGUCUCACGCUAAAAGCAAAGGCAUUUGUUUCGUCUGUCUUAGACAAGGACAUAAGGUCAAUGAAUGCAAGAUGACAAGGCUCUGUAAUGUUAACAGUUGUGAGAAGAGACAUCACGCUCUGCUGCACAUCGACUCGACAAGCCACUCUGUAAAUGAUAAGCCAUCAUGCCCGGAAUUAGGAAAAGAGUUGUUAAUUAUACUAGUAAAAUACAGUCGUUGGAGAACGAAAUACUUAAGCCUUAUGAUGUAG
Molecule: messenger RNA, 1224 nt
Organism: Schistosoma curassoni
Lineage: Eukaryota; Metazoa; Platyhelminthes; Trematoda; Strigeidida; Schistosomatidae
Source: the annotation of a GenBank genome assembly